GUUGGGUUGUGUGGCAAACGCGCUGCUUUAUCAACAGCCACACGUGUUGCAUUCGCCUACAACCACAUACACGCACGCACACACACAGACACACGCAUACAUACGUGAAAAACACGCAAAUUACGUUACGUUACGUAUACGCCGUGCCUGCCAUUGCCCUCGAGCGUUGACUGCGACAACAAUUACGCGAUUUUCUUGGCGUGUGAGAAUUAAUGCAAGAAAAUUAUGUGAAUUACAAGUGAAGUGUAACAAACGAGAUUAAAUACUCCAAAAGCAAGUGUACAAAAAAGUAAAAUAAAUACACAACAAGCAAAAAAAAAAACCCAAUAAAGUAUUAAAGCACGAGCUUAAAGCAAAAGCCACAAGCCGGAGAGCAUGUUAAAUAGUUUGCACAAUUUUGUUAGAACGACGAACAUCAUCAAUGUGAGUGCUGCGUGGCUUGUGCUGUGCUGCUAGCUCCUGGGGGCAAUGAAAUCGAGGAAGCUGCCAAAGGUUUGUGGCCUCAACUGUUUGACGCUCGUCUACUUCCCGGUGCUGGUCUUGCCCAUAUUAAAAUGCACAGUUGUUGCCACUGCCAAUGCCAGCAGCAGCAGCAGCGGCAGCAGCGGCGGCAACAGCGACUUCGACUAUCGCAUGCAACGGGUGCGAAAUGUGCUGAAGGAAGUGCCACUGAUCGAUGGCCACAACGAUUUGCCCUGGAACAUACGCAAAUUCCUCAAGAAUCAACUGAAAGACUUUCACUUUGGCGGCGAUCUGCGCGAGCUUGCCCCCUGGUCAUCGAGCGCCUGGAGUCACACGGAUCUACGGCGUCUCAAAGAGGGCAUGGUCUCAGCCCAGUUUUGGUCCGCCUACGCGCCCUGCUCGUCACAGCAUCUGGACGCAGUGCAACUGACAUUGGAGCAAAUCGAUUUGAUACGACGUCUAGUGCAGCUCUAUCCCCAUCACAUGGCUCUGGUCACCACCGCUGCGGGCAUCGAGCAAACCCAUCGCACUGGGAAGAUAGCCAGCCUCAUUGGAGUCGAGGGCGGCCAUGCGAUUGGCACCAGUCUGAGUGUGCUUCGAAUGUUCUAUCAACUGGGCGCACGCUAUCUGACACUAACACACACCUGCAAUACACCUUGGGCGGACUGCUGCAAAGUUGACGAACCGGGAAAGUAUCCACACAUCGGUGGACUCUCACAGUUCGGCAAGCUGGUGGUCAAGGAAAUGAAUCGCCUGGGCAUGAUUGUUGAUCUGUCGCAUGUGUCGGUGCCAACAAUGCUCGAUGCCCUCGCUGCAUCGCGUGCCCCGCUCAUAUUUUCGCAUUCCUCGGCUCAUGCCAUAUGUAAUAGUUCCCGCAAUGUGCCGGAUCAUGUGCUGCAGCGCAUUGCCAUUAACGGCGGUCUCGUUAUGGUUGCGUUUUAUCCGCACUUUGUCAGCUGCUCGGGACAGGCGACACUGCACGAUGUUGUGGCGCACAUAAACCAUAUACGAGAGGUGGCUGGCAUUGACCAUGUGGGCAUUGGUGCUGGCUACGAUGGUGUCAAUCUUGUGCCGAAAGGCCUGGAGGAUGUUUCCAAAUAUCCGCAUCUUUUUGCCACUUUACUCGAGUCGGAUAAAUGGUCAGAAGGGGAUAUUGCCAAGCUGGCUGGCAACAAUCUUAUACGCGUCUUCAAGGAAGUCGAAGCAGUGCGUGAUCAAAUGGAAUUAUUGCGAGUUCCGCCAAUUGAUCAGUCAAUUCCAGCCGAGGAUAUUAUGGGCAGAUCCUACUGUCGCUAUCAAGGACCAAGAACGUGAUAAUUUCUUCAUAUGUAAAAACUGAAACCAACACACACUCAAUACAUACAUUCAUACUAGUCAAACACACACACGCACACACACUCCGGGAAAAGAGACAAGAAAUUAUGUCAAGCGUACGUGUUGUAAAGUGAAACUUGUUUUAGGUUAAUUGACAAAGUUGUUUCGUCCUAACAUGUGAACAUUUGUUUUCAUAGUGUGUUCGUGUACAAGCCAAGGUAUGUGUGUCGUCGUAUAUAUGUAUAUGUAUAUGUUCCCUUGUAUUUGAGUAUGCGUACACAGACUUUCAAUCGCUCAGACUCUCCACGUGGCAGCUGCUUCCAGGCAACAUUGUGCACAGCUGGCAGUGCACAUAAACAAAUACAAAGUGGCAUAGAGCCGCCAUACUUCACACACACACACAGACACACACACAAACACCCACCAUAUCCUCUCAUCCCAGUUCAGUAGGUACAGCACUGAGGUUACCAUAGCUCAUCCAACACAUUGUGUAAAUAUCAUUGCCAUGUUUAUUUUCAUCUUUAGCACUUAGUAAGGCAACAGGAUCCGCAAAGAACGAAAGAAAGAAACAAAAAAAGAACGAACGGAAAAAGUAGUUAAACCGGAAAGGAGUAAAGCAAACUUCAAGAAAGAAAAACGCACAAGCAACAAAACGAUAGACAAAAGCCUGGCUAAGUAAACAACAUAAUAAGAAAAGUGAAUCGCUCCUAAGCCUCGAAUUAGUAAGCAAACAUAAAAGAAAAGAACAAAACGAAAAAAACUAAAUAAAUAAAUAUAAAAAGUGAAAGUGCGAUCGUUGGAUAUAAUCCUGUUCCAGGCAACAGAAUAUAUACAGUUUUUCAUUGAGUAUUUUUUCUAUGAAAAAGUUAUACUUGUAUUAUUAAAAAUAUUAUAAAAACAAAAAAAAAAAAUAGCUACAAAUUUGUCUAUCAAAGAGUUAUAUUUAUGUGGCUAAUGAAGAGUCUCUCGGCUAUAUAAAUUAGGAUAUGUUUUUUUGCGAACAUUGAAAAUUACUAUGUAGUAUAGGAUUUCAAAGAGCUAAACUUUAAGCGCAGCUCUGUAAAAUUAAUUUCGAAUUAAGUUGUGUUAUUAAAAAUAGAAUCCAAAUGUGCGCCCUUCAUUAGCCAUUUGCUAAUUCACUAAAGAUUCAAAUUACACAAAGCGGUAUUUAAUUGCAUUCAUGUACAACCGUUUUAUUUCACAGUCGACUUAACUAGAAUGUUUUAUUUAAUUACUUAAUUAAAAUUAAACAAUUAAUUAGCCAGAGCUUUUCGCACACACAAACAUACUCAACAUGGACAGAUUUUAUAUAGGCACGUUCCACAUCAUUUGGCAAUUUGUACAAAGUUUUUGUUAUAGUUUCUAAUCAAUAUUCGGAAAUCACAAUCCACUAAAUAUUCUAUAAUUAAUAAAUUCAAACAAAAGUCAACCCGCCAAAUAAAAAAAUGCAAUUAAGUUCACAAAUCAAUUUAAAAUCAUAAUAAAAAGGAUUUUUAAACAAAUUCUAAUAAACACAGAAACUGAACAAAGGUCAAACUAAUAAAUUAUUUUUGUUUACAACCAUGAACAAGAGAGAUAUCCUCAUCCUGUCAAACGUCCUUUUUGACAUUUUAAUGGGCAUGGUUUGUUUAGUUUGAUUCAUCUUCAUAAAAGCGUUUUUGAUGGCUCCAAUAGAGCUGUCAAUUGCCAGGUUAUUGAAAUUUUAGCUAAUCAUAUUUGGUUUUUUUUUUAUCACUAACUUUUAAAUAACCGAAUUGUGUUUCCUAAUUAGUUUUCAUAAACAAACUGUCAGGCAAUGAUUUGACUUUCAGUUCCACUACCACAUAUUUUCAUAGAAAGAACAGGCAACCAGAACAUCCGAAAUACCAUGACAUAUUUGAAGUUUGAAUGAAACGAGGUGAAGUUAAGUAGUACACAAAAUAAAAAGAGAGACAAAAACACAUGUGAUCAAAAAUUAUAUUAAAUAUAUUAUUAUAAAUAUUACGAUUAUUUAAUAGCUAAUGAGGUUUACAGAACUACAACAACAACACAACAAGAACAAACACAACUACUGAAAUGAAAACAAAACAUAUAAACUAACUAGUUAAUACCUAAUAAUGAAAUAUGAAAUAUCUAAAAUAAUAACUACUGAAUUUGCAGCAAAGAGCAGAAGUCAAGCUAAGAACAGUUGUAAAAUUUGCCACAUAAACGAAAUAAAUUUAUUGAUUUAAUCAUAAUACUAUAAAUUUAAUUGUAAUAUUUAAUAAACCUAAAUGUACUCCUAUAGAAAAUCCAGAGAAUCCAGAAAAACCAGUUAUACAAAAUACAUGUAUGUACUAUAUGUAUGAUCACAGCUGAACUCCACAAAAAAAAGUUGAGAGUUAUGCAGCAUUCUAACUUGUAAAUAUUUGUAUGAAUAAAACUAAAACUUGUACGAUUAUGUGUAAGGCAUAAAGAAAACUUAACAUAAAACGUUGUGGAUAAUAACCUAAAAACAAAACAAGAAAAAAAAUCGAAAAAAUUCAUAAGUGUAUUACGGGAAAUUGUCAUAAGUGGCCAGUGGAAAAAACAAAAAGAGAAAUAAAGAUAAAUACAUAAAAAAA
This is a messenger RNA of Drosophila nasuta, 4358 nucleotides long. RefSeq names its product dipeptidase 1. Gene Ontology annotation, biological process: proteolysis. Bases 469 to 1776 code for a protein of 435 amino acids. Gene Ontology annotation, molecular function: metallodipeptidase activity. Lineage: Eukaryota; Metazoa; Arthropoda; Insecta; Diptera; Drosophilidae. The transcript is spliced from 8 exons. The record is from RefSeq and is a predicted model, not a curated record.